AUGUCAUUGAUUCCAUCUUCUAAACACAAAUCAAAACGGGGGUCUUCUGACCACAAUAAAUCUUCAAGUACAUCAGAUGCUGGCUCAGCGAAUCUCCUCACAACAUACCCGGAAUUCGACCAACUUGUCAAAGAUCUGAAACAGUUCGACCUUUCCCUAGAUUCGAAAUAUAACCAUGGAAACACAGGCCUCAAAGCGCAUGAAAGUAAUUUUCGAGAGGCCAUGAAAGACCUGCAGAAGGCAUCGAAAGCUCUUGCAGAUAAGCUUGAAGAGAUAAGUAAGCUUACGGCACGAAAGAAGCGUCGAAUGGACCGGUUAGACUCGUUGAAGAACGGUUGCGGAGCUGGAGUGGAUGACGCAGAAAAAGCUUGGAACAAAUGGCUAGAAAAGCAGAAUGAAGAAGAGGAAAACGAAAAGAAGCAAAAAAGACGAGCUGAGGAAGCCAGACGAGGAGCACAAAUAAGAAGUCAUCCGGAGAAAAAGCCUUACAAAGGGCACUGGUCUAAGUGGUCUCAUCAGGAUGAGUACUUUUUACAAAAGUACGGCACUAAAGGAUUCAAACCUGAAGAUAUGCUUCUGGGGGAUAACGGGUUGCAGGGGCAACUAAAGACUUCGCUGGAGAAUAUCAAGUGGCACGAGAAUCCCAAAAUGAUUUGGAGUUGA
Messenger RNA from Botrytis sinoallii, 663 nucleotides. RefSeq lists its product as uncharacterized. The transcript has a single exon. NCBI's taxonomy places the organism in Eukaryota, Fungi, Ascomycota, Leotiomycetes, Helotiales, Sclerotiniaceae. The record is from RefSeq and is a predicted model, not a curated record. Bases 1 to 663 code for a protein of 220 amino acids.